Molecule: messenger RNA, 680 nt
Organism: Trichomycterus rosablanca
Lineage: Eukaryota; Metazoa; Chordata; Actinopteri; Siluriformes; Trichomycteridae
Gene: aamdc
Product: adipogenesis associated, Mth938 domain containing
Exons: 4
Coding region: 133-522 (129 amino acids)
Biological process (GO): positive regulation of fat cell differentiation
Cellular component (GO): cytoplasm
Source: RefSeq, a predicted model, not a curated record
UGCUAACGGCUGUAAAGCGGAGGAUUCUGGGAUAUGUAGUUCAUGAGCUGAACGCUUGUAGGCGUGUCUGGCGCUUACAGCCAUGUUUAUUAUGAUCACUCAUCAGGCAAGCUGCUGCAGAGUUGCUCGUUCAUGCGCGAACCCACAGAAGAAAUGACAUCUCCAGAAAUUGCGUCCCUGUCUUGGGGCCACAUGAAGGUAAAAGGUUGCUCCUCUUCAUAUAAAGAUUGUAAGGUGUGGCCUGGUGGCAGCCGGGAGUGGAACUGGAGAGAAACUGGGACGGAUCAUUACCCAGGCGUGCAGCCAGCCGAUCUGGAGGAAAUCCUGAGGAAAGGAAUUCAGACUCUGGUGAUUGGGAGAGGAAUGAGUGAAGCCCUGCAGGUUCCUCCUUCCACUGUGGAGUUUGUGAAGCAGCAGGGUGUGGAUGUAAAAGUGCUGCAAACUGAGAAAGCUGUAAAAGAAUACAACGUCCUUGCGGCACAGGGGGCAAAAGUUGGAGGAGUUUUUCACUCUACCUGCUAAAGAGACUUAUUGUUGACCCACAGACCUGAGGUCACCUGCAUUUUCCACUGAUGGCUCAUGCAGUCAAUUGAAGCUAUUUUUUUAAAGCAUGACGUGGUGAUUAUUGUUCUAAAUAAUAUUGUCAAUCUAAAGAUAAAUAUAUCUCUUUGUGAUUUUUG